Effrenium voratum is the source of this 1692-nucleotide messenger RNA. The record is from the annotation of a GenBank genome assembly. NCBI's taxonomy places the organism in Eukaryota, Dinophyceae, Suessiales, Symbiodiniaceae.
AUGAAAGUUGUGCCGGAGACCAAUGCUGUUGACCAGGGUGCUUUAGCAACAGGCCGCUCUUCUGCGCCUGUUUGUGGAAGUCGUCGAGUUCUUUCGGUGCUCCUUGUGUCCGUCACCCUGACGAGGGCCACCCUCACUAUUUUCGCCAUCCUCAGCACUGAGUUUGAUCAAAGGUUCUUGUACGGUGACCUGCCCAUUUUAGUGCAACUGGCAGAUGGCUUUGCUCGGCCCGCGGUGGCGGCUGUGGGUUUGGUACCUUUUUUCUUCCGCUACAACCGAAAGUCCGUUCUGCAAGGGAUGAGCCUUGCUGGAUGCGUAUGUGUUAUGUGUAUGUCCUCUAUUUUGGACCUGCUUGCAUUCCUAUUCGCCCUCCCCCCGUCGAGUACAACAACACCUUUCACGUUUACUGGCCCGAUGAUGGGGCUCUGCUGGUUUACCCGAUUCGGGCAAACGGGUGUCGCAUGCUGGAAGCUUGCACUGUUAGGCUGGCGCAAGACAGCAGUAGGAAGCUUGUAUGCUUCAAGCUGCUGGGCGUUGCUCUACGUGCUCAGGUCCUACCUGAGGUACGACCAACUUAAAGAGUUCCUUGAGAGUCUUGCAGUUGUGGGUCUCUUCUUGGGCAGUCUAGGUCUUCUAACAGCAGUGAGUGUGUCGAUCUUAUUUUACGAGUUCAUUGUGAAGCAACGGAUGCUGAGACAGAUUGCGGAUCAGGAUUUGAUCAGAAAGGCUUCCAGAGCUGCGUGGUUCUUGCUUCUCGGCGCCUUCCUGCUUUUGCUGGAUGCCAUCUACUUGCCUUUGGUGGAGUUCUUUGGCCACGAGAUAGGCCUGAGUCCGGCCCUGUUUCUGACCUUUGACAACAGCCUGGUGCUGGCGUCUAUCCUGGUCCUCGGUGGCCUCGUCGGACCGGCAGAGAUGUUGGAGCAGGAUGAGGUUCUGCAGGAGCUCGCGCACAUGGCUUUCACACAAAAGAAGCGCAUCGCGUUUCCCGGGCGGGUGAACCCCAACUCACAGCACUGCAUUGUCAGUUUCCCUGGCAAGUAUGCAGAAGAGUGGGAUGCUGCUGUGCGCAUGGUCGAAGUGCGUUCUGGCGCCUGCAGCCUUGCAUGCGUCUUUUUGACGGACCAGCAGUCUGGCUUAGGCGUGCACAAGGAGAACCCAGAGAACCCGAGCGAAUGUUGGUGCAGGUCGCUGUACGGCCGGGUGCCAGCAGCGGCUUAUAUCAGCAUAGUGGAAGGCCCAGAAACCAUGACUGAGGAUGACCUUCGAUUCAAAGAGGCCGACGCAAAGGCCAUGGGCCAAAUACUGGUAAAAAAGGAGGGACAAAGCGAUGAGCAGUGGAAGAAGGACAAGAAAGACGCAGAGAUUUCGGCUCAGCACAAGUGCGAGGAAGUGAAUUUUGUUGCACCUUGGGGGUGCCAGUGGUUUCAAGACUGGAAGCAGAAUGUGGAUGAAGCUGUGGAACUUCGCCAAACGUUGCACGUUUUCUAUUUCAAAGACAGAGUGGGAUGUGGGAAGGUCCCGUGGCAGAAGCUCUCGAACGAGACCUCUGUCAAAGAGGCCCGCCAAAAUGGUGGCCUUGGCGCAUCCCAGACUGCGGAAGUAGCCUACUUAGAGAAGUGUGGCUAUCAGUUUGAGGAGCAUGAUGUUGCAGAAUUUUAUAGCUUCAUGGAGACGCACAAGACCAAACAUUAA